This is a messenger RNA of Monodelphis domestica (gray short-tailed opossum), 3981 nucleotides long. RefSeq names its product solute carrier family 39 member 6 (gene SLC39A6). Gene Ontology annotation, molecular function: zinc ion transmembrane transporter activity; monoatomic cation:bicarbonate symporter activity. Gene Ontology annotation, biological process: intracellular monoatomic cation homeostasis; zinc ion import across plasma membrane. Lineage: Eukaryota; Metazoa; Chordata; Mammalia; Didelphimorphia; Didelphidae. Gene Ontology annotation, cellular component: plasma membrane. The record is from RefSeq and is a predicted model, not a curated record.
GGAAAAGGCGUAGGUGUGAGGCUAUGAGGUCAGCGAGUGUACUCUGGCUGGAGUGGGACCAAGAAAGCCAGAUGGGAGACGAGAUUAAGAUAACCAGAGAAAGCUGCUGUCUCAAUGCCUCAAUUUCCUGGGAAAGAAACCUCUAACCGAGUAUUUUUUUUUUAAUUCUCCUGCUUUAUGCAACACACACACAUACAUACAUACAUACACACACACACAUAUAUCCAUCCAUCCAUCCAUCCAUCCAUCCAUCCAUCCAUCCAUCCAUCCAUCCAUCCAUCCAUCCAUCCAUCCAUCUAUCCCUGGGGGCAAAGGGGAGGAGGGAGGAAGAGAAGCUAGGCGGUUCCAGCUAAUUAGAGAGACAAUUUUCUCCAGCUCCGCCCCCUUCGGAGCCAGCCGAGUUCCUCCGGCUGCGCAUCUUUUCAGCAGCCGCUAAAACCCGGAGAAGGACGUGAAUAGGACGGCGGCGGCCGCACUGCGCAUGCCCUAGAGCCGAGCCCGGUCCGGGCAGCUAGGGGCCGGCCGCGGCGCUAGCCAGACGCCGCAGGAAACUUAUCAUGGAGAAAUCAUUUUCUGUGACUCUGCUCUUCACACUAGUCAUAUCAGUAUUAGGUAACCAUCAUGGUAUGGAACCAGAAAAAAGUAUUCCCAAUUGGGCAACUAGUAUUAAUGUUGAUUUGGCACUUGUUACUCAGCGGCAGCACCUUCAGCAACUUUUCCAUCGAUAUGGCGAGAAUAAUUCCUUGACAGUUGAAGGAUUUAAAAAAUUGCUUCAGAAUAUAGGCAUUGAUAAAACUAAGCGAAUACAUGUAAAUCAUGACCAUGAUCACCAUCAUCAUCACCAUGUUACCACAAAUAAAAAUCUUAGGAAAACUUUGUGCCCAGAUCAUGAAUCUGUUGGUACAAGUAAGGAUGCUAGAAAUAGCCAGACUAAAGGACUACACAAACCAGAAAAUAUUGAGAGACAGCCAAGCAUUUUAGUCAAGGACAGUGUUAGUGAGAUGACUACACCCAUUUACAGCACUUCCAUAGAUGGAAUUCAUUUCCUAAAGACUGCCACACAUGAGAAAAUGAAGCUUUCGCCCAAAGAUUCAAACAGUUCCUCGGCACCCAAUACUACAGAAAGUAGUGGUGUGACUUUGCGGACAAGCCAGAAAGCAAAUGAAUCAGUUUUGAAUGAAUCUGACCAAGGAGGAAGUUUUAUAUAUUCUAAGCAUUCCAACCAAAAUGUCCAGGAGUGCUUCAAUGCAUCAAAACUUCUCCAGUCUCAUGGAAUGGGCAUACAAGUAUUGUUGAAUGCAACAGAAUUUAAUUAUCUUUGCCCAGCUAUUAUCAAUCAGAUUGAUGGCAAAUCCUGUAUAGUUCAUGUAACCAGUGAAAAGAAGACUGAAGUCCCUCCCAAGACUUAUUCUUUACAAAUAGCUUGGAUUGGUGGAUUCAUAGCUAUUUCCAUCAUCAGUUUCCUAUCUUUGCUUGGUGUCAUCUUAGUACCUCUGAUGAAUCGUGUGUUUUUCAAGUUUCUUCUAAGUUUUCUUGUGGCAUUAGCUGUUGGGACAUUAAGUGGUGAUGCUUUUUUGCAUCUUCUCCCUCAUUCUCAUGCAAGUCACCACCACAGUCAUAGUCAUGAAGACCAGCCACCUCAAGCAAGCAGAGGGCCACUUUUCAGUCAUCUGUCUUCUCAAAAUAUAGAAGGAAGCACUUAUUUUGACUCCACAUGGAAAGGUCUUACAGCUCUAGGAGGCCUGUAUUUCAUGUUUCUUGCUGAACAUUUAAUUACAUUGAUCAAGCAGUUUAAGGAUAAAAAGAAAAAGACUCCAAAAAAGCUUGAAAGUGAUGAUGAGAUGGAAAUUAAGAAACAGUUAUCCAAAUACGACUCUCAACUUUCAGCAAAUGAAGAGAAGUUAGACACAGAUGACCGGCCUGAAGGUUAUAUAGGGGCAGACUCACAAGAACCUGCACACUUCGAUUCUCAGCAACCAGCAGUAUUGGAAGAAGAAGAAGUCAUGAUAGCUCACUCUCAUCCGCAAGAAGUUUACAAUGAAUAUGUAUCUAGAGGGUGCAAGAAUAAAUGUCAUUCCCAUUUCCAUGAUACUCUAGGCCAAUCAGAUGAUCUCAUUCAUCAUCAUCAUGAUUACCAUCAUAUUCUACAUCACCAUCAUCAUCAGAAUCAUCAUCCCCACAGUCACAGUCAGCGCUAUUCUCGGGAAGAGUUGAAAGAUGCUGGCAUAGCCACAUUAGCCUGGAUGGUGAUCAUGGGUGAUGGCUUACACAAUUUUAGUGACGGCCUAGCAAUUGGAGCAGCUUUUACAGAAGGAUUAUCCAGUGGUUUAAGUACUUCUGUUGCUGUUUUUUGUCAUGAAUUACCUCAUGAAUUAGGUGAUUUUGCUGUUCUGCUAAAAGCUGGCAUGACUGUGAAACAAGCAGUUCUUUAUAAUGCCCUGUCAGCCAUGCUGGCUUAUCUUGGAAUGGCGACUGGAAUUUUUAUUGGUCAUUAUGCUGAAAAUGUUUCUAUGUGGAUAUUUGCACUUACUGCUGGCUUAUUCAUGUAUGUCGCUCUCGUUGAUAUGGUACCUGAGAUGCUUCAUAAUGAUGCUAGUGACCAUGGAUGUAGCCGUUGGGGAUAUUUUCUGUUACAGAAUGCUGGGAUACUACUGGGUUUUGGUAUAAUGUUACUUAUUUCUGUGUUUGAACAUAAAAUUGUAUUCAGUAUAAAUUUUUAAAUUGAGUCAUUAAUGUUAGAAUAUAUCUUUUCUACUUAUUUGUUGCUUUAUUUCAAAUAUAGGUCAUAGGGGAGCUGGAUUUUGUUGUUUUGUGUUUUUUUUUUAAUGUGCUUUAUAGAAUUUAUAUUUAGUAGUAUGUGAAAUUUUGUAUUAAGUCUUGCUGUUGAUUAUGACUGUAAAACUGUCUAUCGAAGUAACAGAAGGUACGUUUUAAUGAUGUAUAAGUUAUUCUGUUCUGGGAAUAUUGCUAUGAUGUUAAUGUUUUACCAGUAUUUACAACUUUACUGUAUGGACAAGUGAUGUAGUAUGACAUGGCAUGUUCUAUAUAUAAUUCAUUUUGAAAACAAAAACCUUAUUUCCUUCAAAGAUUAUUUUCUAACAUAGUUUUACUCAAUACCAGAUUUUAAGUCUGAAUUUCUGUAAUCAAAGGGUGGUAGAGUCUUCAAUAUCCUAAGCUAUGCUGUUUGUGGGAGAAAGGAGAUCUGUACCUGAAGUGAAGAUGAAAAGAUGUAAAGAGUUUGAGUUUGAGAAAGAAAAUAACCCAUAAAGCAAGAGUGGUUGUCUAGUAGAUCUAUUAAAAUCAAUGGAGAAGUCUUUGACUGUUUAACCAGCAAGGAAAGAAAAGAAAGUUAAUUUUAUGGUGUUAACUGAAAAUUUAAUGGAUAUGCUGCAGGGAAGAAAAUACAUUUUUGGCAUUUGUGUUUCAAUAUUCAUAUUAAAUUCAGGUGUAUACUUAGCUCUCCUUUUCUAAUAACACCAAGUGAUAAAAUGUUGGCUGGAAACUCUCAAUAAACCAUAAUGUGAUGGGAUAUGAAACUUGGGAAACUUUUGCUUCUCCAGAAUGGUUGGAAAAUAGGAUGUUCUGAUUACAUGUGACUUGCUUUACAUACCUAUACCUAUACUGUUCAUUUUCAAAGGAUUAAAAUACAAUUACUUGUAAUUACACCUACAAGUACUACAUCUUGGAAACUGUUGAACACAAUUUGAUCUUUCUUUGCUACUUAGGAAGGCACUUCAUGAUCUUGCAAAGCCUCAGGGCCAACAUUUUGUACAUCACUAAUUAUUUUAUGGUACUUUAGUUGUGACCCUAUGGCAUGCUAUGAUUGGUUUAUUCUUUUUAAAUAAAUAUUUUAUAUCAAUUUUCUUGUAAUUUAUAUCAUUUUCAUAAAACAAAAGUGAAAAAUGUAUAAAUGCAUUGAUUCCAAGAUAUUCUAUCUUGGCUGACUUUCUGCAAACUCAUAUUAAAGACUAACUUUGUCAA